This is a messenger RNA of Exaiptasia diaphana, 1900 nucleotides long. RefSeq names its product lipase ZK262.3. Lineage: Eukaryota; Metazoa; Cnidaria; Anthozoa; Actiniaria; Aiptasiidae. Gene Ontology annotation, biological process: lipid metabolic process. The record is from RefSeq and is a predicted model, not a curated record. The transcript has a single exon. Bases 60 to 1325 code for a protein of 421 amino acids.
AURAGCAACGUCUAUGAAUAAGUAAUCUCAUUUUCACUUUCGACUAGUGGUCCACAAAGAUGUUCCACCAAGUGUUUUUCCUUCUCUUCCUCUUGAAGUUAUCGGCCGUGGAUGCCUUAGUCUGCGRUAGCAAARACUGUMGAGGCUGCACUCAGCAAUCCKUCUUKGGCRCCACRUGCAGAUGGUGCAACAGAGAUUCAGAGUGCCRUGUUCCUGCRUCUCUAUCAAACCCUUGCAAGAGRGCUGAAAACGUUCUUAAAAAGUCCCACUGCGAUGAUAAGUUCUCCAGAUACGACCCACAGUUGUCCUUGAAAAUGCUUCUUCUAUCUGCWGCGGCGUAUGACCCAAGUGAUCCUCAAGAGUGUUUAGCUAAUUCUCUUCCUUCUGCAAAAUUUCAGCUUCAGGAGGUAGUUWCUAGGAARUGUGACGASMAARACAACAAGUGUUCUGYAUAUUURGCYGUUUCGCAUGUGCUGAAAGUUGUCGCUGUUGCUUUUCGUGGAUCUUUGGGCCUCGAUCAAGCAUCGCAAGUGUUUCUAAAGACCUUAACGGAACCAAARGAAAAGUUUUUGAAGGAUUUAGAUGGCGAGGUUCAGACAUACUGGAAGGGAGGAUUUGAUAAAUUAUGGCCAUGCUUAAAGGAGGAUAUCAAAAGACUUGUUUCCGCUCACCCAUCUUAUCAAGUUUGGGUAACUGGACAUUCUCUUGGUGGCGCGAUGGCAUCGCUUGCCAGCACCUGGUUAAGUCAUUACAAGAUUGUUCCACGUAAAAAUCUGAUCUCGUAUACGUUCGGGAUGCCUCGAGUUGGGAAUUUACGGUAUGCCUACGAGCACGACUUGCUUGUCAACAACAGCUGGCGAGUCGUUAAUUACGAUGAUGCWGUUCCUCACUUUCCCACCUUACCAUCAGUAACUCUGAUAACUGCCAACAAUCCAUAUCAUCAUGGAAUUGAGGCUUAUUACACGGCUAAAGCUACCAGUGCAAAUUCGCCGCAUAGAGAAUGCCAUGGGAAACCGUACAAUGAAGACCUUCAGUGCAGCUUCACCACAGUUCCAAAUUUUGUCGACUUAACAAACCACCGAGUCUAUUUUGGAAUUCGCGUUGGUGAAUUUUUUGAAACAAGAUGUCGAGUUACUACCUCGAGUCGAAACAAAAGAGAAACUGCUAAGAUGCCACAGGUGAAGUUUCAAUAUAAGAGUUCCGUCUGCUCAAAGUAUAAAUACACGAAUGGCUCAUACGUAAUGGAAAUAUCGAAGUCGUUCCACGUCACCGCUUCAAAGACUUUAGUUACUGUUUCGUUAGUUUUGCAUUUGAUUAUGAAGUAGUGAAGAGGCGCGCUCGAUCAGUUCGAUACGUCUUGAAAUUGUCAAUAAUCUUACAGCAAUAAUCGUACAGCACUGUCAUGAAUCAGUCUUAUAGAUAGCUUAAAACUACAUGACAUUCUCAGGAACUUGAAGGGUGAAAACUAUGUAAUCAUUGCGCUGUCAUCAUGCCGUACAAUGUAACACAAAGCCGGAGUGUUGAUUAUUUGUUCAGUUACAGCGUUUACGUAAGCCCUAUAAAUCACUUGUUAUUGUUCAGCAAUAGUAUUAUUAUUGUUUGUCGAUUAGUGUUAUUGUUAUUGAGAUUUAUAACUAUACGUUUUUGACUUUAUUUCGAUGCAAAAACGAGUUAAAAUCGACUCUGUUUGAACCAUAUUUAUCCACAAUAUAUCUACACUUUCAGCAGAUCUGUUAAUUCUUCAUGCAGAGUUCCUCUAUUGUUUUUGUGAGCCUCUGCUGCAUCGAUGCUGCAACCAUUGUACAAACAUUGCUCCUCAGUCUUUGCAUUUGGGCUUUAUUGCACAAACGUUUUUAAAACAAGAAUAGCUUGAAGCAAUUAAAGGAUUGAUCAGUUUGAA